AAAUUACCGUAGUCGAAUACAAGUCAAAUUUUUUAUUUUAAAUGACGAAGAGGGUUCGCGGGGGUGAAAUGUAAGUAAACAUGAUGAAAUUCUAGGAAUUUUCUUGGAGCUAGAUAAUUGCUGAUAAGCUUGUUUAGAAUUUUGAUUCAUUCCGGUAAGAAAAAUAUCGCACCGAAUAAUUACAGCUGAUCACGAAAGAAAGUGAAAAGUAAUUUCAGAAAGCGUCUAUUCAGUCACACGUGAUACGAGUAUAUCGUUCAUUGAAUGUGUUUUGGUUGCGAUCCGUGUAUGGAUUGUGUUGCAUUGUGCUUCGUUUAUGCUCCGUAUUGAAAAUUCGAAAUGGAUAUUCGAAGAUACCUUUGUGAUUGGGAACUUACAGACGAUUUCCUCGAGCAAAUUCAAACAUUCGAAGUUUGGAGAGGAAAUGAUAAUGAAUUUGGAAAUACCAUCUUUGUCAUGAAAAACCAAGACUUUUACGCUGCUGGAAAUAUUAUCGUAUGCUGCGAAAGAGAUUCGUCGUCGGAGAACUUUGAUGUAAAAGAACAUCUUUCUGAACCGGUCAAGAUUCCUGCGUUGUGUGGCAAACGGAUUAAAAAAUUUAUACUUGGUAUCAGUCAAGUCUUCAUUUGUACCGAAGAAGGAAAAGUCUUCGGUUAUGGAUCUUGCGAUGACGAUGCCGAUGUUCACCGAUAUAUUUUACCUCGGGAAGUUGUUGAAUUGCGAGGACUGUUCGUAGUCAGCAUUGCUAUUGGACCAUCUGGAAAGAAUUUGGCUGUAAGCGAUGAUGGAAAAAUUUAUUUAUUCAAAUUUGGCGAAAAAUCGAGAUUCCUGAUAAACUCCUGCAGUCCAGGAAGUGCAAAACCGCUCAAUGUGUUUUAUAUGGCUACCGGAGAAUAUUAUAUUUCGUUAUUGGAGAACGGAACAGUAGCGAAGGCGAUCAUAAAUGACGUUGGGUUUUUGGUUAGUGAUUAUGAUGACAGUCGUGAUGAGAAUGAUUUCGAAGUGAAGACUUUUCAUUUGACUGAUCUUGAUGGAAUUAAGAAAAUGGUUUGUGGAUCCUCACACGCGCUUGCUCUGGAUGAACUUGGACGUUUAUUUGUGUCAGGCAGUAAUCAGGAAGGUGAGCUGGGACUAGAUACACCCGAAGUGCCUCAUCAAAACAGAUUUGUUCUCAAUUCAUUUUUUACCGAGAAGAUCGUUGAUAUUGCUGCUAGUCGUUUUUGUCCCCUGUCAGCUGUCUUGACUGAAAGUGGAAAAAUAUAUAUGUGGGGCAAAGGCCGAGGAGCGCCCAUUUUCAAACCUAAGCUUAUUACACCGUUUUACUCGCUCCAUGAAGUGUUCUUCCAUUAUGCAAAUCCUCUGGUAACUUAUAAACCGUUGAACGUUCACGAAUUAUCUCUUAUAAUUUCUGCACCAAUGAGAGAAAGUGAGUUUACUGACUUCGAAUUCGAAUCACUUGAACCAGACCCGGAAUCCGGUGACCUGUACAUCAAAGUGGAAAAUAGAUUUAUUUUGACUCGCACAUCAAUAUUAUUCUCACGAUGUAAAUAUUUUGAAAGAUUAUUUCAGGAAGAUCGUCGUCAAUGUCCUGAGUGUGAGGAAAAUAAAUUGAAAAGGUUUAGAGUUCUAAAUAUCAAGGGCUGUGAUUUCAAAGUCUUUAAAGCUUUUCUCAACUACGUGUACACUGGUGAAAUUGACAAUACGUUACUCUGCAACGACAUUAUAGAAUUACUCAGGCUGGCGAAUAAAUUCGAUGUAGAACCGUUAGCCGAACUUUGUGUAGUACUGAUACAGUCGAUUGUGACUGUAGAUAACGUUUCGUCAUUGUACUCUCGCGUAAGAAAGAUAAUGACAUCAGCGAAGAUGAAAAGCAUUCUUGAUAGGUUGGAAGGAUUCUACCCUUUGUGGUAUUCAAACGAUGAACUGCAAUCUCGCUCAGAGUACUUAUAGAUGAAAAUCCAACAUCUUUCGAGUGAUUUAACCAGUUUUUGAUGUUACCUAUAAAGUUAUAAAGUGCGAUGCCUCUGUCUUCAGACUGGUAAGACGAAGUCAUUGUAAUCAUGAAAUCAUGACAACUACUACCGGAGAAGUGUUCAAACCUGAUUUUAUUGUAAGAAUUUUAAAAUUACCUACUUGUAUGUAAGUAGUAGUUUUCGUGUACAAUUUUAUAAUAAUUAUUAUUUUCUAUCGAGAUAAUUUAAGCAAUAAACUCAAGUUCGAGAAAA
Molecule: messenger RNA, 2225 nt
Organism: Planococcus citri (citrus mealybug)
Lineage: Eukaryota; Metazoa; Arthropoda; Insecta; Hemiptera; Pseudococcidae
Product: RCC1 and BTB domain-containing protein 1-like
Exons: 12
Coding region: 340-1950 (536 amino acids)
Molecular function (GO): protein binding
Source: RefSeq, a predicted model, not a curated record